Molecule: messenger RNA, 528 nt
Organism: Scheffersomyces amazonensis
Lineage: Eukaryota; Fungi; Ascomycota; Pichiomycetes; Serinales; Debaryomycetaceae
Gene: YKE2
Product: tubulin-binding prefolding complex subunit
Exons: 1
Coding region: 110-460 (116 amino acids)
Biological process (GO): chaperone-mediated protein complex assembly; protein folding
Cellular component (GO): cytoplasm; prefoldin complex
Molecular function (GO): protein-folding chaperone binding
Source: RefSeq, a predicted model, not a curated record
AUUGCGACUCGCACCGAUCUCUACCAAAAAAAAAAAAUCUGAUCAACACUUUAACAAAUACCUUUAACAGUGUCACAUUCAGUUCAGUUAAUUAUAAGAACCACAUAAGAUGUCUGAUCCAAAGAAACAGUUUGAAGAGUUAUCAUUGGCAUUCAAUGAACAACAACAAAAUGUAAAUGAAUAUAUAGCUGUGAGGUCUAAACUUGAAACCCAAUUUCAAGAGAAUAAAAUAGUAUUAACAGAAUUUGAAAAUUUAAAUGAUGAAUCUAAAAUAUAUAAGUUAACUGGACCUAUUUUAAUACCUCAAGAAUAUGCAGAAGCUAAGUUAAAUGUCAGUAAGAGAAUUGAAUUUAUUCAAGAUGAAAUUAAGAGAGUAGAGACAAAGAUUACUGAAGAAGAAAAGGCAAUGGAAGCUACCAGAGAUAAAUUAUUAGCUUUGAGAGCUCAAAUUGAACAAUAAUAAUUGGGCAUAUCCCUCAUUGUAUCGUUCCUAUCAGUGUAUUAUAGAGUUUAAUAUGUACAAAGUAU